Panthera uncia (snow leopard) is the source of this 4356-nucleotide messenger RNA. RefSeq names its product lymphocyte antigen 6 family member G6F (gene LY6G6F). NCBI's taxonomy places the organism in Eukaryota, Metazoa, Chordata, Mammalia, Carnivora, Felidae. The transcript is spliced from 6 exons. Bases 103 to 1011 code for a protein of 302 amino acids. The record is from RefSeq and is a predicted model, not a curated record.
GGACCGUGUCACUCCAGACCGGGGAGUGUGAGUCUUUAUCUGGGUUCUGUUUCCUCCGUGGGGCACCAGGUCCUGGGCAAGAGAACUUGGCAGGCUCUCCCCAUGGCGGUCUUAUUCCUCCUUCUGUUCCUAUGUGGCCCCCCGCAGGCUGCUGCAGACAAUAUCCAGACCAUCUAUGUAGCCUUGGGGGAGCCAAUGGAGCUGCCAUGUCCCGCACCACCCACUCUGAGUGGAGACGAACUCCUGUCCUGGUUCCGCAGCCCUGCAGCAGGCUCCUCCACUGCCCUGGUGGCCCAAGUCCAAGUGGCCAGGCUUGGGAGGGGGCCUUCCCCAGAGCCUGGGAAGUCUGUAAGGGCAUCCAGGCUCAAACUGCUGGGGAACUACUCUUUGUGGCUGGAAAAGUCCAAAGAGGGAGACGCCGGUCGGUACUGGUGUGCUGUUCUGGGUCAGCACCACAAGUACCAGAACUGGAGGGUGUAUGAUGUCUCCGUGCUCAGAGGAUCCCAGCUAUCCACGAGGGCUGCGGAUGGAUCCCCCUGCUCCGUCCUUUUAUGCUCUGUGGCCCCUGCCAGACGCCUAGACUCUGUGACCUGGCUAGAGGGAAGGGGUCCUGUGAGGGGCCAUGUACAGUCAUUUUGGGGCGAUGGGGCUGCCCUGCUCUUGGUGUGUCCUGGGGAACAGCUCUCUGAGUCCAGGGAACAUAGACCAAGAAUCAUCAGCUGCCUCAUGCCUCAUAACAAAGGGGUCAGCUUUAGCCUGGCAGCCUCCAUGGAUGCCUCCCCUGCCCUCUGUGCCCCUGCCACGGGCUGGGAUGUAUCCUGGAUCCUGAUGCUGUUGCUUGCAGCAGGUCAAGGGUUCACCAUCCUGGCCCUCAGCAUCAUGCUCUGGAGACAGAGGGUCCAGAGGGCUCAGUGCAGAGAUGCCUCGAUUCCUCAUUUCAAACCUGAAAUCCAGGUCUAUGAGAACAUCCAUGUGGCCCGUCUCAGCCCACCUGCCCACAAGAUCAGAUGAUCUCGAUGACAUCUGCUGGGAAGUGUGACCUGCUGUCUCUCCAGCCAUCUGGCACCUGAAAGAUUCGCCUGAAAACCCUGGCAAGGGGGGAGGGGCUGAGAGUGCUACUUUACAGUCCAGCUGGUCUCCAGCAGUCAAGCUGUGUGUGUGUGUGUGUGUGUGUGUGUGUGCACGCGCGCACGCUUGUGUGUUGGGGGGGGGUUGCUGAAGGAAAGGAGAAGCAUUAUCUUGUGACGUCACCUAUGAGAAAGUGUGGUCUCCUGUUUUAUAAUAGCCAGUGAAGGGGUGACCCUAAGUGCCCAGUCCCAUGGGAUUGAGGGGAGCCUGGGGUAGGGGGCAGGGGGUGUGGAGGGGUGGGGAUGGACAGAGAGGAGGCAGAAGAAUCCAGAGACUUGAGCAAUGGUGGAGUAUCAGUCUUGGGGAAACCAAAGGAUAAAUGGAGGAAAGUGAAGAAGAGAGAAGGCAAGGACUCAAGUAAGAGGAAGAGAUGGACAGAGAGAAACAAAUGGAAGCAUCAAGUAGGAGGAUGGAAUGACAGAGAGAAUGGGAAGAAGAUUCAGGUGGCCUCUAAAUUAAGUCAGACCACCCCCCACCUCCAGUCCCUCAUCCCUGCUCAGUCUCAUUUUCCCAGAGAAGAAGUUGAGGGAGAACAGGCACCUUUAAUCAGACCCCAGACUUCCUUGCAUGGAAGGGGAGGGCACUGAGUCAGGAUGAGGGGUGGCUGUGCUGGGCCCCCACCCUGAGCCACCCUCCUUAUCCUAGCACUUCAUUGUGGCAUCCAGAGUGGCAGAGGCUUAUCAACAUCCUGACAUCCUGGGAGCUCCAAGAGUCCCAUGGUAUCUCCCUGGGGAGAGGGAGUGUCCGCAAGGGUGGGCGGGUGGAUUCGCUGGUGGGGUGUGUAAUUGGGCCCUGUGUGCUGGGCUGUCAGUGAACCCUGGACAAGUCUGGGCUGGCCAAGCAGGGAAGGGCAUUGGUGCUCCCAACUGGUCCACUCCCCGGUCUCAGGCAGAAAGGAGCUGGACUCCCAGCCACAUCCUUUUGUGUGCUCAAGCUUGGACCUCAGUGGAGAAAAGCUUUCACAGGAGUGUCACCAAAAGCCUUCAUGCUACAGCAGCUUAAGCUGACCUGUUAGCAAGGAGGAGGACGGGAAUGACACAGAUGGAGAGUGAGGUGAAAGUUAGGGUUCUAGUCCCAGCACCCCAACCAAACCCACCAAGCAGCUAUAGUUUGCUUUUAGAGAGCACACGCACAUACACACCACACAGAGCAGUGUCCUAGACUCACAAAUAGCACUUUUAUUAAAUUUACUCUUCAUAGUUCCCCAAGAACCUCCUUCCUGAGUUCCUAACCUGCCAAAUUAAUCUUUCCUAGCAAGACUGUCCUCCUCACCAUACCUGGUGCCCCUUCAAUCCCCGUGCCUGGGACCCACAGCUCCAUCAAAACACCUGCCUUGCCCAAGACCUGGAGCUAAGAUAGAGCAUCAACAUCGGGCAACUAGAAAAGACAAAAGGCAUAGAACAGGUGUUCUUUACGAGGCUGGGCUCUGGGCAGGUACCUAUAGGGGUUAGAGCAGUGCCCGUAGGAAUCAGGCCUUGGGAAGGGUCUGGGAAGGUAUUGGGCCAGAGACCUGAGGUCUCUUCAGAAUCAGGUUCUUGGGCAUAUCUCAGAUGAGGUGUUUCCAGGGUGGUGGUGAUGGUGGAGGAGUCCUGGUUUGAGGCUAGUGGAGGAGGUGGGCUCCCCACAUGAAGCUGGCCACGAGGAGGAGCAGGGUGAUGAGGAGGGGGCUGGGGAGCCGCUGCAGCACGGUGGCUGUGUUGCACAGGUUCUGCUCACAGCAGUGGUGCCGCAGAGCAUAGGAGCGUGACCAGUAGGUGGCAUGGCCCUGCAGAGGGCACUGGGCCCUUGGGAGGCAGCCUUUCCGCUCGAUGAUCUCGCUCUGCUCUGUGGGACAAAGAGGGAAUGCUGAGGCCCGGGUAGGAAGGAGGCAAAAACUGUGUGGGGGGCAGCAGGAAAAGUAGGAUGGAUGGAUGGAGAUGGGCCUGGAGUAGAGCCAUGGGACCAGAGUCCUACCUGAGGUGCCGAUACUGAUGCCACAAACUUCGUCAUCCUGACACUCGGUGAGAACAGGAUAGCAGGGUUUGCUGAAGCUGCAGGUGUAACAGCGGAGCCGUCCCCGGGUGGGGGACGUGGUGAGACCUGGGGGGUCAGCAGAGAUCAAGACAGGCAAACAGGCCAGUGAGAGGCUCGAGCCCAGACCUGCGACAGGGAUUCACAGAGAGAUGUGACACACAAAGUGGGAAGAGGGAAGUGGUGAAAGGGAGGGAGGAGGGCAGGCAGAAGUAGAAAAAAAGACACAGAGGAGGGUGGGGGGACAACUCAGGAAAAGAGAAAGACACAGAAACCAGAGGGAUACAGAGGUUGUGAGAAGUGCACAGACAUGACAGAAGCCACGAGAGUCAGAGAUGAACGUGGAGAGUGACACAAAAUGCCAGACCGGGGAAGGCAGGGUGGCGGUAAAGAGGUUAAGUGAAUGGUGCCACAGACAAGAGCGAAUUAAGAACCGGCACUGACACUGACCAAGGGACCCAGUAAAGAAGCAAAAGAUGAGAUAAAGGACAGGGGAGACAGAGGUCAGAGGCAUGUCCAAGAGAUGCUGCAAGGAAGAGAUAGUUAUUCUCAAAUGUCUUCGGAAAGAAACUUCUUGUUCCACCUUCGCCUGGCCUGAGGCCAUUCCCGGUAGCUCUUCCUUCUAACGCCCUUACAACUCUCUUCUCCAGUCUUCCCCGCUUCUCCCCACCGGCCCACCCUUACCCAGUGCCCCACAGAGGAACAGGAGGCACAGACAGAUGCUGGAGGUGCCCAUGGCUGGACCCAGGGCUCAGGAGUCUGGGAGAAUGUGAUCUGCACCCCGAGGUCCCGAGAGUUGGAGCAUCUGAGUGAGACAGGGAGGGACCAGUAAACAAACACACCUAGGGAGUGAAUCUGGGGGGCGGGGGUGGAACCAGGACCAGAUCCACCAGCGUGACGUGGGAGGGUCCUGGGCCUCUGCUCUUGCGUCCCACAUCUCUCACAUCCUCUCUGCCCCCUACUUUAGUCUGUUCCAGUCUUCAGGGUCUUCUCCAUUCUGUGUUUGUUACUCUUGGCUGCGUCUGCCGCUCCAGAGUUAUGUCUGUCACCUUCCCCCUCACUCCUCCCUCCCUCCCCUCCUCUCAAGCUGUUCUCCGCUCUGUCAACUCAGCUCCCUGUCUUUGUUUGCUCCAUUUUUCCCCUCUCCAAGCAUUUGAGUCUCUCAAGGUCACCCUCCUGGAAGCCCUGACCCAGAAUGGCUCCAGUGUGGUGUUUGAA